UCCACGUCCGUUCGUUCGUUGGGUUCGUUCGUUCGGUCUCGCCCGCUUCCGCGCCGCUCGCGCACAAGUCGAUGUAAGGUCGGCGUGUCGUGCCGCGAAGGGAGUGUCGCCGGCCAUCUCGACGCCCUCUCGAACCGCUUGGACUCGCGACGAUUCCGACCGAUUCUCGUCGGCCCACCAUGCUUCGUUCUAUGUUCCUCUUGACGGCUGUGGUCGAGCGCCGGUUGCAUUCGCGAGAUUGCGACGCUGUUCCCUGAUCGGGUGUUCUCGAAGAGUUGCUCGGACGAGACAUCGUUUGGGUUUCGAUGGUAGGAUCGUCGAACGAUACCAAAGUGUAGUUGGUUUUUUGGCUACGAGAACUCGAACUAGCGGAGUCGUAUGUAAGGAGUGACUCGAGGAAAUUAGGAUCGCGAGUGAAAGAAUCCGCGGCUCGUUGAGAAGGUAACACACGGCCACACGGGGUGUUGCGCGGUCGAAGAACGAUCGGACAGCUUCGAUCUUGGAAGAAUAGACAGACGUAUCCCGAUUCGGCAUGACGAGACGCACCAGGGGACGGUAGUUCCUGGUUGAUAGGGAUGUCCUCGUGACAUGUUACCCCGUGACCUUGGCUGUCGCGACUACAACGCUGUCCUCCGUGGAGAGGCACGCCUCCUGGCGCACGGAUCGAGCGAGGAUAACGGUCGAUCGGUGUCGUUUCAUCCACGUGGAGUCGAGUACCGCCUGCUGCCCGUGGUACAGGUGAAACCUGAUUACGCGGUCCCGUAUGUUCUCUGCUGGAGGGUACCCAGCACGACGAUCCACAGGAUCCAGGUCCCGCUACAGCAUCAUCAUCAGCAUCACCGACAACAUCGUUAUCAGCGUCGCCAUCGACAGCGUCGUCGCCGACACUUUCAAGCAACGGCUACGCCUCGAAGACAUCCUGUCCCGUUCUUCGCGGCGUCCAGCUAUCCUUUUCCAUACGCUUGUAGUAGCUCGCAGCGAGGCGAUCUUCCUACGGUAUCUGGUAUGGAAACAAGGUACAAAGCGAAUCGUUGCGUGAGCGGGGGCGGUGGCCGCGCAAACAGUGCGACUGGCGGUACCGGAGGCGGUCUAGGUAACGGAGGCAGCGGCCGCGGGGGCGGCGGGGGCGGUAGCCCCGGUAGGGGCGGCGGCGGAGGCGGAGGAGGCGGCGGCGGAGGAGGCGGAGGAGGCGGAGGAGGCGUUGGAGGAGGCGGAGGUCGCGGCGGAGGAAUAGACGGUGGCGCGGUACCUGCUACGCCACCGACCAUCAGCCGUUACCACCACCGCUACCAUCAUCAUCACCAUCAUCAUCGUAAUCACGACCACGUCACCACGACCACCACGGCGGACGCCACUACCAUCACUGGCGUCGCCUGGCACCUCAGGCACAAACUACCCCUUGGAAAACAGUGCCUCGAACAUCGUCUUCAGCACCGGCAUCACCAUCGGUCCCCCUAUCGGGCCGUAAACAUGGGCCAAAAGAUUUCAGGCGGUGUGAAAAGCGUGACACGUGAGGCUGCAGCUGGAUCUGUUGGUGGAGUUGGCGUCGGCGGUGGCGGCGUCGUAGCGUACAAACCCGUGGUACCAAGAGAGCUGGCGCAACACUUUGCGAGGCCACCGCGGCUCGAUGUCCUGCUCGACAUGCCACCCGCUUCGCGGGAGACGCAGAUUCAUCAUAGCUGGAACGCCAACGACCGUAGCCUCAACAUAUUCGUCAAGGACGAUGACAAAUUAACGUUUCACCGACAUCCAGUGGCUCAAAGCACAGAUUGCAUAAGGGGGAGGGUAGGAUACACGAAAGGUAUGCAUGUCUGGGAACUGUUCUGGAGCACGAGGCAAAGAGGCACGCACGCCGUAGUGGGCGUCGCGACAGCAGAGGCACCUCUUCACAGCGUCGGAUACCAGAGCCUGGUUGGCAAUAACGAACAAAGUUGGGGUUGGGAUCUCGGUAGAAACAAGCUUUUGCACGACUCGAAGAACAAUGCCGGUGUCACGUACCCGGCUCUACUUAAACCCGAUGAAACGUUCAUUGUUCCUGACAAAUUCCUCGUGGUCUUGGACAUGGACGAAGGUACGUUAGCUUUCGUUGUGGAUGGUCAAUACCUUGGAAUCGCAUUCAAAGGCCUUAAAGGCAAAAAGCUGCAUCCUAUUGUAUCCGCUGUAUGGGGACACUGUGAGAUUACGAUGAAGUACAUCGGUGGACUUGAUCCUGAACCAUUGCCUUUGAUGGAUCUUUGUCGAAGAGUGAUUCGAAAACGAAUCGGCAAGGAUAAGAUAGACGAGAAAGUGAAUGCGCUGAGCUUGCCGUUAGCGGUGAAGACUUAUCUCCUGUAUCGUGACAGGAGGUAACUACCGAGUGCUAGCUCCGAAACCACUACCACCACGAUUACGACUGUGAACACCACCGCCCUAUUGAAUCAUUGCCACCACGACGCACAGGGGAACGCCCGCUACCCCGUCGCAAGCCACCGAACGCACCAGCCCAUAAGCCGCUUGUACGAUCCAUGGUGUUUGUAUCCAUGUAAGGAUAAGUCGAGACGAGCACGAUCAACGUGGUCGCGUACGUCGUCGUCGUCGUCGUCGUCGUCGUCGUCGUCAUCGUUGUCGUCUUCGUCUACGUCUACGUCUACGUCUACGUCUACGUCUACGUCAUCCUCAUCAUCAUCGUUGGCAUGAUAUUUGUCACCAUUAUCAUAUGUUCAUCAUUGUCGUUGUCAUAGUCGUUGUUAAUCUGAUCGUUAUCGUCGUUGUCGUUCCCGCAUACAAUCGGACGAAGCUACAUGAAAAAAAAAAAAAAGAAAAAUCGGACGCGCAGACGGGACACAUACGCGAACCGUAUCAGGUCUAGCGAAUUAUUUAGAUAAUAUUGUUGUCUUGUGUUAACGUCGAUAUGAUUAAAAUCGUGAAGGAGUCUUUAUUAAUUGUUAAUAAUGAAAAAGUGACGUACGAUGCAGUUGAAUAGCUUUCCGAGCACAUCGCUCGACGCUGUUAUUUUUUCACUUUAUUUUCUUUUUCUUUUCUUUUUUUUUGUAGUUCUUUAAGUUGUCGCGUUACUAGAACGUUCUGCGUCUGACGAAGAAGAUGCAAGGUGAGAAAUCGAGGACCUGAGUGUGAGGAUGAGAAUACAUACACGUGCGGCUCGGUCAAGUGGAAAAAUCAAUAGAAAAAAAUGAGCACAAGGAAAAUAGUUCUUCACACAGUUGGCCAGUAAAACGUUUAGUCGAGUCUAAAGGCUGAUACGGAUAACGUUUCGGUUAUUAGUCAACAAUGGGUAGCGGGCUUGUUCUAGUCCGGGCACACUGCGCUAAUAGAAAACGAGAAGACAGUGGGAUAGAAACAUACAUUUGCUUCACAACUUGAGCGAAGAAAAAAUCGACGAAACUUCAAGUAGAUGUCACUAUGCGGACAGUUGUUGCUCACACGGCUAUAGAAAAAGAAAAUGUGUGUAUAGUGACGAAGAUGCCAGUCGAUUGAACAGCCACCUUCCAAUAGACUCAUUUUUCAAAUAUUUUCUAAGCAUGCUAAGUCUAAUAAAAUAUAGUGGUGUACAUGGUUCGUGGAUGGACACGAGAAAAACAAAAGAGAAUUUUAAGAAAUAUAUAUAUAUAUAUAUGCAUAUAUAUAUAUAUAUAUAUAUAUAUAUAUAUAUAUAUAUAUAUAUAUAUAUAUAUGUAUGUAUAUAUAUAUAUAUGCGAUUUAAUGAGUAACACGCCUCUGAUUGUUCUGUGUAUUUCAUCUUAUUUUGUUGUUCGUUUAGUUAGAAAAAGCCCUUAAAGAAAGCAUACGUAUCACAGUUAGAAAUUAUCACUAAAUGACGUUUGAGCAGAACUCUACGAACAAAGGAGCCAUAAAAAUUUAUAGCGUUAUACGAACAUCGAUCAUUUGAAGAUGUUUUAACGAAACUGGAUGAAGAGAAAAGCGAUAGACAGCAGUAACUUACCGCGAUUAAGUUAAUCGAAGUAAAAAAAAAACGCAAGAAGAGAACGAAGAAGAUUAGGUGUACGUAGUUAAACGUUUAGGGCGAGCGAACGAACACGGUCAUAUUACGGCUGAGUAUAUUCCAAACACGAAUUAAAACUGACUGGGAGAGUGAAAAAGAGAGAAAAAGAACUGCUGCGGCACUAGUGUGUGAAUGUUAUGUUUAUGAUACAAUGCAAAUCAUGCCGACGAUCCUGAAAAUAUAAUCACGAUGACGAUGACGGCCAUGAAUGAAUUGCGAUGAUAGUAAAAAAUUCUAUCGGGCGUGUUGCUACCUAUACUAUUAGCAUGACAAAUUAUGACUGGUCCCUAGUAACUCUAAUCUUACGUUUAAUCUUACGUUUGUCGCUUAAGUUUAAUCAUAAUGUGCCGUUUAUCGGCAAUGUCGAUUUGUACAUAGGAUAUAAUUAUAAUAAUGAUAACAAUAAUAAUAAUAAUAUCUAUCGGUACGACAAUGAAUGUAUUGUGGGUAGUGAUUGUAUCAAAGACCGUAAGGACGAACCGAAUGCGAGAAAAGAAAAGAAAAGAAAAAAAAGGAAAGAUAAGAAAAUAUAAGCAGGAUCCUCUCGUAUGAAAAAAAAGAAAACGCAAAGGCAAAACUGUCGAUGAAAACACUUUUCUCCUUUUGAUCACGAAGAUACCAUUUUCUUCUGUUUAUUUCAUUUCCUUAUAUUUCUUUUAAAUUCUUUAGAUUUCUUUACAUUUUCUUUAUACUUUCCACAAACGAAAUAAGAUUUCUUGCUGAUACCACGCAUUGUUGUUCAUUCCCGUCGAAAGCGAAUUCCUUCGUGGAACUCGUCCUACAAGAACGCGUCUUCCAGAUUGUCUGGCCGGACAUACAGUUACACCUUUCAGAAGAAAAGGACUGCCAUUCUUUUUCUUCUAACGAGUGAAAACUUUUAUACCAUAGACCAUGGCCACAUUUGUUUAACGACCCACCGAGUUCAUCGAUAUAUCGCCAACUGAAGGUUUCAAUGACACGCACGAUCUCGCAAUCGGCAGCCACUGCGUCGUGAUCUUGCGGUCCUCAAUACGCACACCCAAACCACUGUCUGUUAGAGCAACGUUCAUCCUUACUAUCUUCGCUCGAUUUUCCGCUCGGUCGAGAUCACUCGUCGAGCUACGGAAAACGCAUCAAGAAAAAUGAAAAAAAAAAUUUAAAAGAUUCGUGACGAAGGAAGAAAAGGAAAGAAAAGCGAAUGCUCGUCACGAACAUUCGAAAUUAUAGCUAGUGCAAGAUCGCACACCGUGUGUGUCGCGUGUUUUACGAUCGCGCAGCGGUAGAAGAAUUUACCAAGAUCAUAGUGACUUGACGUCUUUGUCGUGAACGAGAAAACCUGCGCCUCGUUUGUAAGAAUAAGGGGAUGAAAAAAAAUAAAUAACAGGACAGUUGUCUCGAGUACGGCGUGGCCGGAAAUACACACCGUUCGUCGAAAACUUCUGCCACGUUUGUAAGAAUAAAAGAGAUGAAAGAAAAUAGAUAAGAGGACGGUUCUCUGGAGCGCGGCGUGGCCGGAAAUACACACCGCUCGUCGAAAACCUCAACCUCGUUUGUAAGAAUAAAAGAGAUGAAAGAAAAUAGAUAAGAAGAUGGUUCUCUCGAGCACGGCGUGGACGUCGUGCGUGUUGUCUCAUAUGCGUGAAACAAAUGUCUCCGGAUGGAAGUAAACAGAGCACACAAAUAGCGAGCAAAACAAAUGAAAUUGUAUAAGGUAAACCACAUAUAGAAGAGAAGAGUCAAAAAAGGAGUCGUCGACAACGCAAAGAGAGAGAGAGAGAGAGAGAGAGAGAGAGAGAGGAAAAGGAAAGAUUCACACACGCGCAGAGAAAAUAUUUUCUUUUUUCCCAGGAGUAAUACUCUCCUCUGACUUCGUGUUGUACCUAUUCUUUACCAACUAUUUUCUAUAUAAACCAACGGAUGAUUUCGUUUUCUCUUUAUGCGCGUGUCACGCUCCAAGCUAGAGACAGGUCAAAAAAGAAGGUAAUAGCGUUUAGCAAGAAUGUUGUAUAUAUUAUUGAUUAAUGAUUAAUAUUAAUAUUAUUAUUGUAUCGGCUCGAUAGUUUAAUUGAUUAAUCAAUUAUAUCGUGGUAGUCGGCAUAAUUGUGGAUUCAGUUUUUGUACGGUAGGAGAAACGAUCUACUUAAUGCGAUCGAUCGAUCGACAAGCAUUAGAUUGAAAAACGGGUAGGUAAGUUCUCUUCGGCACGUCGCUUUACGCUUACGAUUUACUACUCAUUUUUAGUUUCUUUUCUUUUUUUUUUUUUUUUUCGUAUUUCGCGUUCGAGCGACGAUGCUUUCGGGAUAAAUCACAGAGACUUCCUAUUAUUUAAAUCGCAUCGUAGAUUUAACGAAAGAUUAUGAAUUAUACCGAAUAAAGCAAAAUAAAAAGCGAAGAAACGUGUUUUUAUACCGGUGCGUGUUCUUGUUUUAUUGCAACGCGUUUUCUUCUUGUUUUUUUUUUACUUAUUUCUUUUAUCGAUAAGCGUAUUUUACAUUAAUUUCUUUUUUCUACGUUCUAAAUUUUAGUAGUCUUCGUAUUUCGACAUUCUUGUCCUUAUGCAUGGUUAUGCAUAUUAGACGAUACCCUCCGCCAGGUUGAUUCAAUUUUCUCUUUUUACUUAAUUAAUACAGUUCGUUUUAAAAUGAAACUGCAUUGGUCGAAAUUAUUUUAUCUAUAUGCGCUUCGACAUAAGGAUUGAUCGAUCGAUCCAAUGACCCAAUGGAAUAAUUUUCCUUUUUAGUAUGCGUUAAACUGUACCCGUUCAAUUCACAAAUAGGACUUCCGUUGAUGUUUUAUCAACUCAGAUGAUCGAAUUCAAGAACGAACAAAAUAAUUAUCAAUAAUUUGCACGAAAAACUGAUAGCUCGAUCGAUCGAUCGUCCAAUAGAAUAUCUUCACGAUCGAUAAUGGAAACGCGGUAACGUUCUAUUCAUUUCCGCUGUCGUAGCGGAGGAUGUUUGAGAACUACGAGACAGAGGAAAAUACAAAAAAAAAAAAAUACGAAAAGCGUGGGUGUUUCGAAAUAUUUUUCGUCAACUGCCUGCUGCCUGCCUGUGCAAACUACGUUGCCUCGACAAAUAUGUCUAAUUUAUUGACGAUACGAUAAUUAGCAGGACAUUUAAGCUGCGUGCGUGUAAGUGAUAGCCGACAAAAUAAGAUGCUGUGUAUGUGUGUAUGUACGCGUGUGCGUGUACUUUCGGCCGAGAAUGAGUGUGAAAGAAGCGAGUAAACUGAAGGGUGUGUGAGUGUGAAUGAAUGAAAGAAAGCCGGAACAAGGAAUGAGCGCGCAUCUGGCACCGGAUGGUCUUCGACGGAAUAUUCGUUCCUUUCCCCUUCUAUCUGUACGUUGGCGAAAAAAAAAAACAAUUUUAAUGGCCAAUCAAAAAAUUUAUCCGAGUCUCAUAAAUAUCGAAAUAAACACGACUAAAACGAAGUUGGUUGCGUGGAAAAGGCGAAAGAACGCGAUACGUACGAAGACCACUUCCGGCCCGAUUUACAAGCCUGUUUCACAUAAUGUUCUUUUCUCAUGUGUUCUUUUUUUUUCCUUUGAAGCCUGAACUAUUGCAACGAGCGAUCUCACGUCUAUUUAAGCAUAAGUUUACGAGUUUAACAUGGUAUUGCUGUAUAGUGGCGAGUGAACGCGAAGAAUUUAUAAAUAUGUAAUGCCUUAAUGUUAUAUAACGAUAAUAAUGGAAUACCGUUACUGUAUAAUUAGUGACGCGCAAGGACUGGGGAAAACAAUGAUCGUGACAGUUAGAUAGAUCGAAAGGGUGGGUGGUAAGAAAAAAAAAUGACGAACGAACGAGCAAACAUAAAGAAAGAAUAUGUGUAACAGACAAAAUAACAAAAAGGAGUGUAGUACGUGCGGCCGUUUGUCUCCAUUCUGUUCGUGAUUUGAUAUUUUUUUAUAAUUCCGACGACGAGGGCGAACGAUAUUAGAGAGAAAGAGAGAGGGAGUGAGUAUAAAUGGAGCGUGUAUAGAGAACGGACUGCUAUCUAAAAUAGUUCAGGCUAGAUGUCGAUGUUUGUAGCAGAUAAAGAACAAAAAAAACACAACACAGCAUAUUGUAAUUAAAAUUAAAAGUCAUUAAUA
Messenger RNA from Bombus huntii, 8072 nucleotides. RefSeq names its product protein gustavus. Gene Ontology annotation, molecular function: protein binding. Gene Ontology annotation, cellular component: SCF ubiquitin ligase complex. The transcript is spliced from 6 exons. NCBI's taxonomy places the organism in Eukaryota, Metazoa, Arthropoda, Insecta, Hymenoptera, Apidae. Gene Ontology annotation, biological process: proteasome-mediated ubiquitin-dependent protein catabolic process. Bases 589 to 2349 code for a protein of 586 amino acids. The record is from RefSeq and is a predicted model, not a curated record.